GUUUGUCCCUCAGUUUAUUUUUGUAGGUUUUGUUAUCGUAUACUUAGUAUGAAUAAUAUAAAAAAAAUGAGAGCAAAGCAUAGUUUAUUUUAUUAGUAACUUUGUAGAAAUAGCAGAUAUUAAUGUGUUAAAAGUCAAAGUAAAAUCUCGUAAAAAUACAGUACAAGUGUUUGCGUUUAAAAACGAAGCUCCUGACGGUAACGAUGAGGGCGUUAACUGACCCAUAUCCACCACUCGCUUUGGUCUGUCAACUGAUUUGAAACGUCGUCAUUCAGAACCUGAGUGACGCUGCUGUAAAAUGAAAUGAAAGGGGAAGCGAAACUUACUGAAGCCUGUGGUUGGACGAGAUACGGCUGAAAGCAAACUUUACAGUUGUGAAACGAGCAAAGUGUCCUCAACAUGAAUUCAUCAGACAACCAGUACUUCAUCAUAACGACACACGUUUUUUUAAACCCUGGACGCAUAUGUUACAUCUCUGGGUAUAAAUACAGAUCCGCUUCUCAGCACAGUGGCUCCAGCGUGAAGCUGUCAGUCACGCCUUUGGGCACACUAAGCGGGCUGCCUCAGGACAUAGACAGGACCUGCCUGAGCGAGCUGGAGGAGGAUGAAGCUGAGCUGCUACAGGCUCUGCCCGAGGACGGGGAACGACUGGAGUGGUUCAAACAGAGACACGCUCUUCAGAGGUUUCUACAACUCACUGAAGGAGUCAAUGUUGCUGUGGAGCACAAAGGAAAGGAGCUGAGAGGCAUCAUCCGCUACAUCGGAAGGAAGACGGAGCCAUCGUACUUGGUUCCUUUAUCAGGACGGGUUUUUGGGAUUGAACUGCAGGGAGAGGACAGGGGAAAGGGGGACUCUGAUGGAAACUACAGCCACAAGAGACGCUUUUUGUGUGAACAUAACUGUGCUCUUUUCGUCCCAUUCUCCAGACUCUUGUUUCCUUCCCCUCAGCAACAAACAGAAGAUUUGUGUCCAGGUGAUAGAGUCACCUACUUCAUGAAUAAUAUUGGUUUCCCUGGUAUGGUGGUGGAUGUGGUUGAAGAGAAUGGACAACACUUUGUUAAGAUUUCAACAGACAAAGAUGAGAAUGGGAAGACAGGUGGAGAAGUUAAAGUUCCACUAGACUGCGUUGCAAAGGGAGAGGUGCCCACAGAGCCAGUCAGCAUGCUCAUGGAUACAGCCGCUGCUGAACCAAAGCUCGGUCUGUCCAUGGAGCUGACUGUUAACUCUGUGGUAGAGGUGACGUUGGCUUCAGGAAAUACAUUUGGAAUCAUCCGCUGGAUUGGCAAAUUGCCUGAUCGACAGGAGACUAUGGCAGGACUGGAGCUGGAGGAAGACAUAGGAGUGAGUGACGGGACCUUUAAAGGUCAACGUUUAUUCCUCUGCACUCCAAAGAAAGCUCUGUUUGUGAAACUGAGUUCUUGUCGACCGGACUCGCGCUUUCAGAGCAUAUCUGCAACUCCCAUGGAGAAGAUACCAAAACUGGAAGAAUCAGUUGAUUCAGAUACAGAGCUCAGUAGAAGGAGGCUCGACACCGUUCCUCCUGUUAGCACUGAGCAGGUUCAGCAGAUUCUGGUUGGACGAAUGAAGGGGAUCCAAGGGCACUGUAAUUCCUGCUACAUGGACGCUGCGCUCUUUGGUUUGUUUUCCUGCUCAUCUGUGUUGGACUCCAUGCUUUUUAAAUCAACAACACCCCAAGAUGCCCCAAUUCAGAAAACUCUGCUCCAUGACAUCGUCAACCCCCUCCGCAGUCAGGGCUUUGUGGAAGGGCGGCACAUCAUGAAGCUCCGACAGCAGCUGCAGAAACUCGGCUACAGUCACUCUUUCACCACGGACGAGAAGGACCCAGAGGAGUUCCUCAUUGUCAUCAUGCACCACAUCCUCGCUCUGGAUCCUCUGCUCAAACUCUCAGCUGGUGGUAAAUUGCAGGAGAGUUAUUGCUAUCAGAUCUUCCUGGACCAAAACCACAGCUUGGUUCUGCCUACAGUUCAGCAGCUGCUGGAACAUUCCUUCCACAGUACAGGACUGAAGCUGGGAGAGGUGCCGUCCUGCCUCAUCCUCCAAAUGCCUCGCUUUGGAAAGAAAUUCAAGAUGUUUGAUAAGAUUGUUCCCUCCCUGCAGCUGGACGUCACUGAUCUCCUCACUGAAGGACCUCAGCAGUGCAUACUGUGUGGAAACCUGGCUGAGGAAGAGUGCCCAGACUGUUUCAAAGAUCCAGUUUUCAGCCAGACAGGAUUCAAAGUCUUCUGCAAGACGUGCUCAUCAAAGGUGCACUCUCAUCCUCAACGCCAGUUCCAUAAACCUGCUGCUCUGGAAAUUCCCUUGGCUUACCGGGGUCACGUUCUGACCAGAGACAAGCUGGAGCUGUUCGCUGUGCUCUGUAUUGAGACAAGCCACUAUGUGUCCUUUGUCAAACAUGGACCAGCAAAGGACGACUGGAUCUUCUUCGACAGCAUGGCAGACAGACAGGGGGAGAGAGACGGCUUCAACAUCCCAGAGGUGCACGCCUGUCCUGAAGUCGGCAUGUACCUGGAGAUGGCGCCAGCUGAACUGGCCAAUCAGGUGCCACGAGACAUGAAAGGCGUGGCCAAGCGUCUCUUCUGUGACGCCUACAUGUACCUGUAUCAGAGCACCAACAUGUGUCUGUACCGCUGAACAACGCCCCUCAUGCUUCACAGCGCUUUGUCAUUUCCUGUUGCCUGAUUAGUUCGCACUUCUUUUUCUGAAUGUAACAUGUUGGUGCUGGGAGCUUAAAAAAAGAAUAAGACAAGGAAUUAACAAUCCGAACCAAAGAGAAGACAAGUUUUGCACUGUAAUAUUAGUAGGGUUAGGUUUUUUAUUGCAUUUGAUAAACAUGCUGAAGGAGGUGUAUACAUUUUUAUAGCGAGACAAAACAUCCAGGUAACUGAUGAUUUUCCACCAGAGAACCCCGCUGGGUUAUUUCUCUGCAGUUUGUUGUAAAUACUUAGUGUUGUGCAUUUCUUUUUGGCACCUUAGUGUUUGACUGUUGAAAUUACUGUAGUUUCAAUUCUUUGGAACAUUACAGUGUUUUGAAUGUAAUCUUUGAGUUUGUAUCUCAGAAAAUGUUUUUAUAUCAAUUAAAUAUUUCAAAUGAAACAGCA
Messenger RNA from Betta splendens (Siamese fighting fish), 3119 nucleotides. RefSeq names its product cylindromatosis (turban tumor syndrome), like (gene cyldl). Gene Ontology annotation, molecular function: cysteine-type deubiquitinase activity; K63-linked deubiquitinase activity. Gene Ontology annotation, biological process: protein K63-linked deubiquitination. The transcript has 16 exons. The coding region runs from base 400 to 2652 and encodes 750 amino acids. Gene Ontology annotation, cellular component: cytosol. The record is from RefSeq and is a predicted model, not a curated record. NCBI's taxonomy places the organism in Eukaryota, Metazoa, Chordata, Actinopteri, Anabantiformes, Osphronemidae.